UACAGCUCGAUACAUGGAUAGAUAAUAAGAUUAGGUUUCCGGAUUUUGUCAGACUUUCUCCUCUGACGCCUCCACAUCUUAUUAUCUUCUUCUCUCCUCUGUUGUAUGUAACACUCUGUGUAUAAAGACUGCUCCGUGAUGAAAUGGUUUUCUCUGCUAGUCGGACGGACGGAAACUGGACUUCUUUCUUUGCAAAAAAUCCAUGCAGCGUUGCGGUGUGUGGAGUAGUAGGAAAGCAGAGAAAAGGAUCAUUUAUAUACAUACAUACACAAACACACCAUUACAAAUUCGGGACGACCAGGACCGAGACUUUCUCUCUGCUCUUUCUCUCUUUCUCUGGAUCAUGGAGAAAGUGGUUGAGGAGUAGGGAAGGGUCCAACGUAUGAGGAAAUCGAUACUCAUGCCAAAUGACUCACGGCCAUAAGAGAAAUAACACAUGAAUUAACAGUGCGAAACUUUACACAGCUUGCCUUCCUCUCCUCCUCCUGCUGGUGAAAAUGGCUGAUUUCGAAUUUGAAGAAUUUCGAAAAUAUUUCGACCGUCUCCCACAAUACAUCAAAGCUCCGGCAGAUAUUUAUACAUUGGUGCACGAUAUCCCGGAAUUGAUGGAGGAUGGACCUGAGCAGCAAAGUCCGAAAUCAGGCCUCAUCCCAGACACAGAUUAUAGCGAAAAUAUCGCAGAACCAUUUUCAGGAGAUUUGCAACUUAUUCCAACAGACAGAGAUGAACGUUUGAGUACGACGAGGAGACGGAGAAAAUUACCAGAAAUUCCUAAAAAUCCUGCGCGCAGAUGGAAUGAGGAAACACGCCAAAUUUCAUUAGCAGAAGAAAUCUUAGACGCGGACAAAAAUGUACGAUCUUUGUCUAAUUUUGGGAAUGGAUGUUUCGUACAGCAGCCUCAAUUUACUAGUUUAGUAGCUAAAAGUGAAAAUUGUUCCGGUUCGAGGCCAAUUUUUAUCCUAAAGUUGAAUAGUUUUAAUGGAGGAGACGAAGGCAGUUCCCCAGAUUCAGAACUUUAUCCAAGUUUGGACUCUGGGAACUCGACCAUUCAUUCUGAAGACGGAAGCAAACCAUACUCACCCCAAGUCCCAUCCGUUAACGAAUCAUUUUCUCCAGGAUCUCCCACCUCAUCCGGUGUUCUCUGUACUCACUUGGAAAUACUAGAAGCCACACAUCGUGGCUUGCACAAAUUCGUGCCAAGACAUCACGACGAAGUCGAAGUAGACAUUGGUGACCCGAUCUACAUGCAAAAAGAAGCCGACGACUUGUGGUGUGAAGGGGUAAAUUUAAGGACUGGGAUGCAGGGGAUAUUUCCUUCCGCAUACGUGGUUGACGUGGAAUACAAUGACUUUGACCCAACGGCCAAUAAGGUGAAGAAAGAGAGGUAUCUUCUCAACUAUGUGGGCUCAAUAGAAACACUGUAUCACAAAGGGAACGAAGUAUUGUGUCAAGCUGUCAAAAAAAUAUCACGUCACGAAGGCUACGUCGCGUCGCAUAAGAGGCCCUGCAUUUUGGAAAUUUCUGACCAAGGGAUUCACAUGUUAGACAAGGCAAAGACUUCAACGCCUAAUCAUGCACUUUCGUGUCAUGAUUACUUUUACGCACUCAAGAACGUCUCGUUCUGCGGUUUUCACCCAAAGGACCAUCGAUACUUUGGCUUCGUUACGAAACAUCCUACACUUAAUCGAUUCGCGUGUCACGUUUUUAUUUCCGACGACUCGACCCGGCCGGUGGCUGAGGCAGUUGGUCGAGCGUUUCAACGGUUCUACAAAAAGUUUUUGGAAACGGCAUAUCCAAUUGAAGAUAUUUACCUGGAGUGAAAAUAGAAGGAUUUAACCUCGGAAGGAAAUUCCUUUCACUGACAUACUAAAAUACACACCAGUUAAACAAUAACCUUGUUAAUUUCCAUGAAAGUGUGACUAGAACGCAAAAAACUUCCUAAAUACGAAAAAAAUAACAUUUUGCUUAAAGUUGAAGCUUAUUAUGUGGAAAAUAAACUGUUUGUUGAUGAAACCAGUA
Folsomia candida is the source of this 2019-nucleotide messenger RNA. RefSeq names its product JNK-interacting protein 1 (gene Aplip1). Gene Ontology annotation, cellular component: cytoplasm. Lineage: Eukaryota; Metazoa; Arthropoda; Collembola; Entomobryomorpha; Isotomidae. The record is from RefSeq and is a predicted model, not a curated record. Bases 498 to 1820 code for a protein of 440 amino acids. Gene Ontology annotation, molecular function: protein binding. The transcript is spliced from 8 exons. Gene Ontology annotation, biological process: regulation of JNK cascade.